ACCAUUUCAUGCCAUGCAGCCUUGAACAACUUUGGGCACGCUUAACCUCAAGAGGUGUGAUGAGAAAUGGCUUUGGGAAACAACACACAGCGAAGUUACUCCAUCAUCCCAUGCUUCAUAUUUGUCGAGCUCGUCAUUAUGGCCGGGACCAUUCUGCUCGCCUACUACUUUGAGUGCACAGACACUUUCCAGGUGCAUAUCCAAGGCUUCUUCUGCCAGGAUGGAGACUUGAUGAAACCGUACCCAGGAACAGAAGAUGAAAGCUUCAUUCCCCCCCUCAUCCUUUAUUGUGUCUUGGCUGCAACCCCAACAGCAAUUAUUUUUAUUGGAGAGAUCUCCAUGUAUUUCAUCAAGUCCACCAGAGAAAGCCUGAUUGUCCAGGAGAAAACCAUUUUGACAGGAGAAUGCUGUUACCUGAAUCCAUUACUCCGGAGAAUUAUUCGAUUUAUAGGUGUAUUUGCGUUUGGCCUUUUUGCCACUGACAUAUUCGUAAACGCUGGCCAGGUUGUGACGGGAAAUUUGGCACCCUAUUUCCUGACUGUGUGUAAACCCAACUAUACUGGGAGUGACUGCCGGGCUCACCUUCAGUUUGUUAACAAUGGGAAUAUCUGCACCGGUGACCAGGAGGUGAUUGAGAAGGCAAGGAGAUCGUUUCCAUCCAAACAUGCUGCUCUAAGUAUUUAUUCAGCCUUAUAUGCUACAAUGUACAUCACCAGCACCAUCAAGACAAAAAGCAGUAGGCUUGCCAAGCCAGUAUUGUGCCUGGGGACUCUUUGCACCGCAUUCCUCACUGGACUGAACCGAGUUUCUGAAUAUCGAAACCACUGUUCGGAUGUCAUUGCAGGCUUCAUCUUGGGGAGUGCAGUAGCUCUGUUUCUGGGAAUAUGUGUGGUUCACAACUUCAAAGGAACACAUGGAACUCCUUCUAAAUCAAAGCCUGAUGAACAUCGAGGAGUGCCCCUGAUGGCAUUUCCAAGAGUGGAAAGCCCUUUGGAGACACUGAGUGCACAGAAUCAUUCUGCCUCUAUGACUGAAGUAACCUGAUCUGAAAGAUGACAAGAGAAGCUAUUUUUUAUCGCCCUCCUCCGUUACAAUACUCCCACAACAACACACAGUUAUACUAAUUGUCAGACUGUGCCGACCAGUAUUAUGUUAUGUCUAGUUAGAAGCUAAUGUUUUGUACAUUUUUGUAUGAGGAAGUGAUGUAGCUCGCCCUCAAAAUUUUCCCCCCUUUUUUGGUCAGCUUUAAUAUAUUUAAACCAGAUUUUAAGACAAAAGAAAAUUAAAAAGAAAGAACAAACAAAAAAAGUUUUUUUAAAAAACAACAACACGAGAUACUUUUUCUUGUUUAAAAUGUGUUCUGAGGCACUACAUCUUUGGGAAUUGUUGAUGUUUUGUGAUAUUUGUACACAGACCUUUUUUUGGUUUUGUUUUAUAUACAAUAAAUCAAAUGAUAAUUAUAAUACUAAUUCACUUCUACCUUUUUGUUACCAGGGAAAAUGCUUCCAGUAGGUAGGAGGACCAGAUUCAGUCCUGCUGGCGCAAUUCUGCAGUAAUCCCUCUUCAUUUUGGUGAAGUUAGUCAAGAGUUGCCACAGCGGAACUGACAUCUAGUUCCUUAGGCAAUUGAUUAUGAGAAAUAGGUAUGGUUGAGUCCUAAUCCAGCAUGGUUAGGAUAUGACUGCGGACUCGUCUAUUGUGAACUUCUCUUCUUCCUGUAUGAAACCUAUAGGUGUGAAUAGGUUUUGGACAAGGGCCCCUGAACCCCUGUUUUUUUAGGAUUCCCAUGCAUCUCCAUGGAGCUUGCUCAGGAAGUUUUAAUGGAUUGUGCUCAAGGUGUGCAAACUUCAGGUUGCUUACUCCAGAAACUGCUUACUAGCCUCCUCGGCCCUGAGGUGCUGAGUCUAUGUACACACUCUACACAGUGCUCCUUGUGGCUUUUCCCCGUUUGUAGUCUUCCUAGCUGCUGUCCUAUGUUCAUGUGAACCCACUUCUAAAAAACAUACCUCCUUGGAGCUGUUGCCAUGGAAAUUAUGGAGAAAAUUUGGCCAUACAUGUGCAUAUUAAGAUCACUGCCAUGGACUAAUCUGAACACGUAACUGCAGUGUAUGUGCCAAAGUUAAUGUUAAGACUUUUUUGUUUGUUUAACAGCAGUUUUGUAGAAUCAAGAACCUAGUAAAUUUGUUCCAGAAAAUAAUUGUGCUAAUUAAUCCUGAAAAGAACUAGCAAAUUUUUUCUAUGGCUUUUUGGGAUACAGCCACAAGAUGUGACCUUAGGGGAAUGUGAAAGUAUUGUUGCAGUCAUGGACCAAAGAACAGUGGUCUACAGUAAGCUCAAGUCCACCUCAGAGUGGGAUUUUUUUAAAAACAAAGUCAUGUUUCUUAUGCUCUGCUUAGAGGCAGAAAACCUUCAUGUAGGAAACUUCACAGACAUGAUCAUCCAGUCAUUUUCUAGAGUGCUACCAAAAUGCUCAUUUCACUGUGUAAUAGACGUGUGUAACCCUUUGUUUGUGGCAAAUGCAUGCAUUUUAAGACAUGGGUGGCUCUGGAAGUGGCACUUGUCCUUGGAGCAAAUAUAUCUGACUCUUAAGUAAUAUAUAUUUGGAAUUCAGUGCACCUCAGUGUCUUGAAAGUUUGAAGCUAUCCGGGUGGAUCCACCUAGUGUUCUUGUUUUAAUAGGAGGAGUGUAAAUUGUUUCAUUGCCGCAUUAGAACAUCAUGCAACAGCCUACCAAGGAGUCAUAGGCAAAUAAAUUUGUGACUCGGUUCAACUGGUGCUAAUCUAAAGUAACACCAUUCAUGUCAACAGUGUGAAUGGGAAAUUAGAUCCAGGCUGAGUGUGACAUGUAACCACAUGAAAAGCAGCCUAAUUUGUGCCUGUUCAAAACUCUGAAAGCUUCCAUCCCUCUCAGCAUGGGAGGAGCUGACAGCGAGCUUUCUCCCUCUUUUGUUAUCUCUAGUGACCAUGUGCAACUUAGCUUCCCUACUCUUUCCUCUCCAACUGCCAGGGAAGAAUAACUGCCAUAAAAAUAACAUAGUAAAUAAAACCCUCUGCCAGCAGCUUUCUUUGUUUGAACAGAGGGGGCCUUCUAAAUCAGCAGGACUUGGUUGCUUCUUAUAUGGUAAAUGUAUAACACAGGCCAUCUUUUACAUCUUAAUAGAUUUGGCUAUGAUGCCUUUCCCAUAGAAGUGCCUGCUUGGUCAUCACAAGAACAGGCAACGUCUCCAUUUUGUGAGUCAUAAUGUAAUGGAUUUGUAUCCAAAAACUUGUUUUCACUUUGCACAGUAUUGUUAAUAGUUCAAAGGGGGGAAAUGAAAAGACUAGUUUUCUGGUCUGUCUUUUUGUCCUAGGGCUUUCCUGUUGCAUCUCAUUUUUCUAGCAUGGUGAUAACCCAUUGCGUGUUUCCUUUGAGGAAUGAAGCCCCUCUCUGUACUUUUGCUGAAAUGUCUACCAUGUUGGUUCUUGGGUUUUUGUAUAUUUUUUUCCAAAAGAGAUUGACAAAAAAAUUAUCACAAAACUAUUUGUGUCAGGGCUCU
Messenger RNA from Sceloporus undulatus (fence lizard), 3534 nucleotides. RefSeq names its product phospholipid phosphatase related 1 (gene PLPPR1). Bases 67 to 1044 code for a protein of 325 amino acids. The record is from RefSeq and is a predicted model, not a curated record. Gene Ontology annotation, biological process: phospholipid dephosphorylation; signal transduction; phospholipid metabolic process. NCBI's taxonomy places the organism in Eukaryota, Metazoa, Chordata, Lepidosauria, Squamata, Phrynosomatidae. The transcript is spliced from 8 exons. Gene Ontology annotation, molecular function: phosphatidate phosphatase activity.